AUGGUUAGUCGCUAUCCCACCGAAACUCUUGAGAACACUCUCAUUGCUGCCAUCCGGGCCAACUGUCGUGUUCGAACUCUCGAGCUGAGCAUGCACCAACACAACUUCUUCGAUCUCCGCGAUGCACUCGAAGAUCUUCUCAGCCCAACUCGCCCUCCUCUCAAGCUAAUCAUCCACUGCCACCGCAAGCGCACUGGGAUCCUCCACUUUCCCUACACAAUCACCUUCGACCAAACAAACCUAUCCUUAACACUCAACGGUUGUGACCUGACCGAACUCGUGAUGGCCAGGCUAGGAUCGUCCAUCAAAAGGCUCUUCGGCUUCCUAUUCGCACAGACCACUCAGCUCGUCCUAGAGAACUGUCACUUGUGCUCCGUCAGACACUUUGCUGCCUUCCUCGCUCUGGAUGAGACUGAGGCUUUCACCAGGACCCUUGUCAGCGUGCGCAUGCAGAACUUCCGUCCCUGCCGUUCUGCUGGCAAUGUCGCGAGACGCCACUGGUCUGGCAUACUCAGAGCUCUAUCCAACCUUGGCGGCUUGAAAUACUUUGUGAUCGAGGGCCUUCGUUCUCCUGCAUACUGGGAUCUGUUCCACCUUCAUCGUACUACUGAGAAGCACGAAGUCGGUGGUCAGGAUGUGGCUGAGCAGUUGGAAGCCAUGGCUGUUCUUGUGGCUACAGAGCCUGUGAAGGAGGUUCUUCCCUCGAGCGACCGUAGCAGUCCCUCGCCAGUUAGAGAUGAAUGGCAGAACUACAUUUGA
This is a messenger RNA of Aureobasidium namibiae CBS 147.97, 759 nucleotides long. RefSeq lists its product as uncharacterized. Lineage: Eukaryota; Fungi; Ascomycota; Dothideomycetes; Dothideales; Saccotheciaceae. The coding region runs from base 1 to 759 and encodes 252 amino acids. The transcript has a single exon. The record is from RefSeq and is a predicted model, not a curated record.